AUCCCCGAAUCACCGAAUAACCCUCAUUGGUACAGACAGUCAAUUUGCAAGGCUGCUCAUCUGUUGCCCCCAUACCCUGGCUGCUUUUCUUUCCGCAAGGUUGGGCGAGGUUGCAUCAUCGGUUCUGCCACAAUCUGUUGCCAAAUAACUGAAAACUUGCAAGAGAGCCAUCCUAAUCUCCAAAUUCAAACCUGCAAUCUGUAUUCGCGAUCUCGGCUGCAAGACAUGUAAUCGGGCGCAAGGGGUUGAACUAGGGAUGUCAACGGGUCUCGCGAGGCCCGCGAGUCCCACCAUUUGCGGGGACGAGGAUCCCCCAACAGCUCCAGCAGCAGCAGCGAGGAUCCCCGUUCCCUGCAAGGAUCCCCAUUCCCCGCAGGGAUCCCCAUUCCUCCAUCCUAACAAUCCAGCAGCAGCUCCAAACCAGCAAUAUUUCCAGAACAACGGUAUGUUGUUCCAUUCCGGCAGCAACAGCUCCAGCAGCAGCAGCUCCGGCAGCAACUCUGGCUGUAGCUCCAAUAGCAACCUGGCAGCAGCUCCAGCAACAGCAACUGUAGCAGCAACUCCAGACCAGCAGCUACUUGGUCAAGAGGCUGGCUACCAGAUUGGAAGCAAUAUGGGGCAUGUGAUUUUUUAUUAUGAGAUUGGUUUUCUAGUGAAGGAAGCUGAAGAAAAGGUUUCUCAUCCCUAUGGCACAUGGUUACGUGCUGAGAAUGAUCAUUGGGGACUAGAAACUCUUGAAAAGUUAGUCUUGUCUAAUGGCAAGUUGCUAUCCUCGAAAGUUGGUGCUCCAAAUAAUGAGCAAAAAUCUAAUUCUCCGUUGGAAGAGGAGUCAUCUAUUGGAAAUCAACUUCUCCAUGAUACUUAGCAACACUAUAAGGAAUAACAGACUAUCAACAUAGAUUCUAGUGUUUUUAGUAAAAGAAUAGAAGUGGUUAAUGAUUUCUUGAGUCUAUAGCAAUCAAAUUCCAUUUUAGAA
Messenger RNA from Rubroshorea leprosula, 976 nucleotides. Lineage: Eukaryota; Viridiplantae; Streptophyta; Magnoliopsida; Malvales; Dipterocarpaceae. The record is from the annotation of a GenBank genome assembly.